AUGGAGAUCAUUGAACAGGGCAUGCCAGCCUCGGACGAAGAGCACCUACUACCUCCGGCUCCCCAGCGUCGCCCUUGGCCAAACUUGUUUGGCGCUGCUGUGGUGGUGUUGGGCGCCCUGUGCCUUGUGUACCGCAUGCUGGGAGCGCCGGAGGCUUCCCCCAUGGCUGUCUCCACCGGGCAGGCCUUUUCCUUGAAGUUCAAGAAAUGGACUUCGUUCGGAGAGGUGCCCUACAACUUACGUGUGUCUGGAGUCAUGUGCCCAAAUGAUAAAAAUAAGGACGCGAAUGGCAUGUACACCUUCCAAGGCACUACAGCAGAUGGCCGUCCCUAUUACAAGAGUGACAAAUCAUGGUUCCUUUGGUACGACAAGGAGUGUGAUGGGCCUGCAAAAGGCGACAACAGCGGAUGGGGUCAAUGGUCGCUGGCCCCAGGUGGACAGAUCUCAACAACUGUGCCCGAGAAGGUGUGGAGCCGCGGAUGUGAUGUACAGGCUUUUGCAUUCUGGGCGCCCAACAAAGAAGAAGCGAAACCUCUGGAAGAUGUGCCUUAUACCUUCGUACACAGCGGUGUCGCAGGCGCCUUGCCAGAAAAUUCCGUCACAUGGAUGAUCCAAUGUGGCAAGGCCGGCCAGAUAACUCGAGAGGUAACCGUCGGUACCUCGAAAUCUAUGCUGACGGUGACAGGGCGCUGGGUGUACAAAUACAUGGUCAUGAAAGGCGAAACAAAGACAAUCAAGUUUGGCUUUGACAAGAGCAUGGAGGAAGGUUCAGCUAAAGAAGUAGCUGCAGAGGUUUCGACCAGUGCAGAAUUCAAAACAGGGGUCAGUUUCCUAGCAGAGGGGUCGGCAUCGGCGAGUGCUUCAGUGAGCGGGUCCAUGGAAAGCUCAUGGUCUGCUUCGGUUGGCACGCAUGGCGAAGACGAGCGCAGCUUCACGUUGCCAGAGGGUGGGGCGCUUUGGCAGUGGAACAUGGAGGUCAAGAAUGAGGACGGGAAGACUCUCGAAAUUCCUUCGCCAGAUUAUGCGGUAACGACAAAUGGAGCGCAGAAGCCGCUGUGCUUCCCUUCGCUUUGCACAGAUUGUGCGGAGACUCCCAACUAUCAGGAGUGUGAGCCGGAUGGCUAUUUGCAUGGUGGCAGGUGA
Messenger RNA from Symbiodinium natans, 1143 nucleotides. The record is from the annotation of a GenBank genome assembly. NCBI's taxonomy places the organism in Eukaryota, Dinophyceae, Suessiales, Symbiodiniaceae.